AAGUCGCCAUUUUAACCUUACCUCUUGAUGAUAUAAGUCGACUAAUAGUUAUUACUAAAUUCGUUUCAUUAAAUUAAUUGUCGUUGAUUAAAAUUGUUCGAACAAAUUUUCAUUCUUCUACUCUGACCCUUAGUCAUUUGUUUAUUCGUUUAAACGUUUUCGCCGCCGUCUUCUAGUUUUUUUUUCUCCAUCUUCUUUCUUCAUCUUCUUCUCUCUUCUUUCUUGUUUAAAUCGUUUUAUUUUCUUUGUGGCAGUGACAAUGAUGUCCUAUAAACUCUGUUAACCAGUCUUAACCUCCUCUAACUAAAAAUCACCAAUGGCAACUACCGCCUUAACCAUUAAUAACCAGUCUAAACUGGCAUUCAACAAUGUUUUCAUUUUAACCACUGACCUCGCAAAUCUUAGCUCAAACAUCAUCAUCUUAAAUUCAACUUCUUUAAAUACAAAUAAUCCUUGUUUCAUUGAAUUAUACAAUAAUUAUCCUGAUUUAAAUCUAAUACCGUCUAUACCAGGAUGACAAAAUUUGAUUCUCAACCCUCAUUUGAGGAUUUCAUGAGUGAGGAUAAAUUACCACCGGUUUUUCCUUCAUCACAAUCUUCAAAUGUCUCGGAUACUCAGGUUUACAGUCAACAUCUUAUCUCGGAAGUUUGUGAUCGUGAAACCUAUGGACCUUUCGGAAUUGAAAUCAAAGAAACUGGAGAAGAUGAUUUACUUAAUUUCAUCAGUUCUUCUCUUGCUUAUAGCCCUAAAUCUAUACCACCACACUCUCCUUCUGAUGGAAGUUCAUCUCCUACUUUCAGUUCAUCUAUACUUGAUCCUUUGGAUAUGGCCCCAGGCCAGUUAGAUACCGACGACAUGCGCGAAGAUAAUAUUUUAAAUGUCGAAAAUGUGAUUCCUAUUAUCAAGAAUCAUGAAUACAUGCAGUAUCUGGAUGAAUUUACGGGAACCUCUGAUAUUGACUUUUCAUGUUUAAUCCCACUUUCACCGAUAUCUACUCCAACACCAACACCAACACCAACACCAACACCAACACCAACACCAACACCAACACCAUCACCACCACCAGUAUCAGUACCAGCAUCAGUACCAACACCAGAAGCAACGCCAUCACCUUUAUCAGUUCCAAUAGAAAGCUCAGAAAGCAGUAGUAGUAAAAAGCCUUCAACUCGUGGAAGGAAACGAAAGUUAUUUAGCAAUUGUGACGCAAAGAAAAAGGAUCAAAAUAAAGAAGCAGCUCGUCGAUAUCGUGAAAAAACGAAGCAACAAGUUGCCGAAUUAGAAGCUGAAGAAAGUGAACUUAUCGAAAAAAAUAAAAAACUACAAAUGGAACUCGAAAUAUUAACUAGAACUCAUCGAGAAUGCGUUAUCUGGACAAGAGAUUUUCUCAAAGAAAAAAGAAGAAAAUAACUUAUGGAUUUUUUUUUUGAAUUUUGGAUUAAUUUUUUUUUUCGUCUCUUUAAUUAUACUCUAGCAAUUUAAUUUUUUAAAAUUUUGAUUUAUUAUUAUUAUAAUACAAUUUCCAGUGCUUAUUCUGCACUUGCACUAAUUAACUUUGUUGGCAUGAUAUUAUUCAUCCAGUUUGAUUCUUCUUAUUGUAAAUUCUAAAUUUAAAAAUCCUCAUGUUCACAACUAAUUAAUGAUUAAACUUGCAAACAAUUAACCUAAA
Panonychus citri (citrus red mite) is the source of this 1666-nucleotide messenger RNA. Its product is annotated as cyclic AMP-dependent transcription factor ATF-4-like. Bases 514 to 1407 code for a protein of 297 amino acids. Gene Ontology annotation, biological process: regulation of transcription by RNA polymerase II. The record is from RefSeq and is a predicted model, not a curated record. Gene Ontology annotation, molecular function: DNA-binding transcription activator activity, RNA polymerase II-specific; RNA polymerase II transcription regulatory region sequence-specific DNA binding. The transcript has 2 exons. Gene Ontology annotation, cellular component: nucleus. NCBI's taxonomy places the organism in Eukaryota, Metazoa, Arthropoda, Arachnida, Trombidiformes, Tetranychidae.